AUGACCGAAAAGCUGCAGCCACUGUCGACGCAGACCGCGACUCCUAGUCAGACCCUCUUCGCUCCGAGCGUGCCCGUCUCUACCCAGAGUGUCCCACGCAAGGUUGAGACGGUAGAGGAAGAAGAGCCCUACACCAUAAAGUGUAUUUGCAACUUCUCUGAUGAUGAUGGAAACACGAUCUAUUGCGACACGUGCGAUACAUGGCAGCACAUCGACUGCUUCUACCCGGACAGUCGCGAGGAGGCCCUCCGCGAGGAUUUUGCCCACUCGUGCGCCGACUGUAAACCGCGUCCCUUGGAUCGACAAAAGGCCAUUGAGCGUACCCGCCGACUGAAAAACGGCGUUACAGCCGAAGGUGCCCCAGACAAGAAGGCCAAACGCCCGCCAUCCAAGAGCCACAAGAAGAAGCCAAAGCCAACGGAUUUGCAAUUGAAUGGUCAUUCCACAGGCCAAGAAAACGCAAAGCACGGAAGUCCCAGCGAACAUCCUCACACAGCCAAAAAGGCGGCGAAAACUUCUCACCGACCAUCUCACUCUAUAAGCUCGCAAAACGCGAAGAGGAGCCCAUCGUACGGGAACGGUCGAUCCCAACCCAACGGACACCCCCCAAGCCCUGCUACGACGCCUCCAGACCUUCCGAGCGACUUUCAAAUACACAACUACUCCGACGGCUUUCUUUCCAUGACCAAGGAGACAGACGUGCCUAUCACUCAAAUCAAUUCAUUCGCCAGUCUUUUGGUGUCAAACACCCUUUCCGUUUGGGUACGCGAACCGCUUCGUUUGCGGAAAGAUACUGGCGGGGAACUCAACGAUGUUUUUGCCAAACUCCCCAAAGAUAUCGACUCUCAGAAGUGUCAGCUGCAUGUGGAAAGCAAAAAGCUGCCCCUUACUUCCGACACGGUUCUCCGGUGGCAAUAUCUUGCGACCUCGGCUGCCAUCGAGAAAGAUGUGCCGUUGAUUGAACUAAAUGGCGUGAUUGGGUUUCAAAAGGACUAUUGCGACGAGCCAGAAAACCUCUGGGAAGAGCUUUCCUCGCCACUCCCUUUCGUCUUCUUUCACCCGAUGUUGCCGCUCUACAUCGACACCAGGAAAGAGGGAUCACUCGCCCGAUUUGCCCGGAGGAGUUGCAAGCCUAAUGCCAUCCUGGAUACGUACUUGUCGGGGCAGUCUGAAUACCAUUUCUGGCUGGUGAGCGAUCGGCACAUUGCUCCAAAUGAGCAGAUCACACUGCCCUGGGAGUUUAGGCUACCCAAGAAGUUCCAGGCCCGCAUGCAUCACCUAUUGGGGCUGGCCGACGACGAUAGCCAAGCCCAGGGCGAAUCUGAAAUGGACGAGGCAGAGUACCAAACGCUGUCCGGCUGGAUCCAUCGGAUAUUAUCUGAGCACGGCGGCUGCGCUUGCGACUUGGGUGCCAAUUGUGCCUUCGCUCGUUUCCACAGACAAUACCAAGCCAAGAUGCAGUCCCGGCCCGCCGUCAAGAAGAAGCCGCGGAAACCCAAAACCCACACCAUUUCUCCCACCAGUACUGGUCACGCCACCAACAGCCGCGCAGCCAGCGAAGGCCACCAUGAGGACCCAGACAACGAUGCUCGAUCGAUAUCGGAGCGCAGCAAGCCCCCUAGUCGCGACCGCACACCAUUGCGUCAAGGUUCCCUUGACCGUCCGGGCAUUCUCACUGAACCUACUGACAGGGACAAACGGAAAGUCCAGAUGGUCGAAGACUCGUUUCGACGCAUGGAGCAACAGCAGCCACCGCGUAAAAAGAAGCGCACAUCCGACGGCACUGGAACCAAGACAAAGCAAAGGAACUCAACUAGCAAUGCGUCUAGCGGAACUUCCCAUUACGUCGACGCAGGCACUACAAGAAGCAAAUCUAACUCCCCUUCCAGCGGUAUGUCGCCCACACGGCAUAACCCUUUCAAGGCCUCAAUAUCUCAGAACGGCUCUGCCGCAACACAGCCCAGACGAGAGUCCUCCGGGCUUCGUCCUGUUUACUGCGAUGCUUCCGUGCAAACCGACCCUGUGGAGGGCGAAUGGUACAGCGAACCCAUUUUGACCCCGAAACCUCGUCGCCGAAUCAUCUCGUUAUCUCAACGGCUGCUCAACAACCGUCACCGACUACGCUGCGACGAGGCAGAUAGACGCAAGUCACUUCCCUCCAUUUCAACCCAUGAUUCUAUGGAUAUAGACCCUCCAGCGGACCAUCAGCCUGUGAUGGGCUCUCCGACACCAUCCAAGGAAUCCGUCAUUACCGCACAAAGCACAUCGCCUGUUCCGCCAUUGGCUGCCGACGUCGUCAUGGCAAACGCCCCAACGAGCUCACCCACUACGCUCAAGUCGCCCGUGCAAGCGGAUUCGGCGACAGACACGCAGCCCAACGGUUCCAGCAGUCCUUCGAAGAUCAGGUCACCGGAAUUGCGGGUACAAAUGCCUCCGGUUCCUAGCUUCACCGGUCCCAUCCUGGGAGCUCCUUGUGCGACUACACCGUCUUCGGCCUCUACGACUAUCCAAUCUCCCUUCUCUACGGGUAACCUUCCCAGUCCUCUUGCACCUUCGACCGUCAAUGGGGUAGCAGCGCAUCCGAGUCCUGUCAAGAAGAAGCUGAGCCUCAGCGACUACACCAAGAGCAGGAUGAACAAGACCAAAAGCACUGGCGGACUCAAGACAUCACUCUCUGGGAUCGAGGAGUCGAAGCCCGCGGUCGAUACGAUCAUGGAUUCACCGGGCGUAGAGAAGAGCACAGACAUUGUGACACCCGUUGUGGGUAAUACGGUCACCUCAAUUCCUGCGGCCACGGCAACAAACACCUCUUUGUAA
Colletotrichum graminicola M1.001 is the source of this 2817-nucleotide messenger RNA. RefSeq names its product PHD-finger domain-containing protein. Bases 1 to 2817 code for a protein of 938 amino acids. The record is from RefSeq and is a predicted model, not a curated record. Gene Ontology annotation, molecular function: protein binding. Lineage: Eukaryota; Fungi; Ascomycota; Sordariomycetes; Glomerellales; Glomerellaceae. The transcript has a single exon.